GCGCGCCGCGGAGAUAAAUUCGGGGGACACCUCGGCUCGUCCCCCGCUCUCUCUCCCCCCUGAGGACUGACAGACUGAGGUGCCUUCACAAACGUGACGACUAAGACCAUAUCAGACAAAAUGGUGAAGAUUGGAAUCAAUGGAUUUGGACGUAUCGGCCGUCUGGUGACCCGCGCCGCCGCCACUGGAGGCAAGGUGGAGGUCGUGGCCAUCAACGACCCCUUCAUCGAUCUGGAGUACAUGGUCUACAUGUUCAAGUACGACUCCACCCACGGAGUGUGGAAGCACGGAGAGGUGAAGGCAGACGGCGGCAAGCUGGUCAUCGGCAACAUGAGCAUCAUGGUCUUCCACGAGAGGGACCCCGCCAACAUCAAGUGGAGCGAUGCUGGGGCUGACUAUGUUGUGGAGUCCACCGGUGUGUUCACCACCAUCGAAAAAGCAUCUGCUCACCUGGCCGGCGGUGCUAAGAGGGUGGUGAUCUCCGCUCCCAGUGCCGACGCUCCCAUGUUCGUCAUGGGCGUCAACCACGAGAAGUACGAUAACUCCAUGAAGGUUGUCAGCAACGCCUCCUGCACAACCAACUGCCUGGCUCCCGUCGCCAAGGUCAUCCACGAUAACUUCGGCAUCGUUGAGGGUCUCAUGAGCACAGUCCACGCCAUCACGGCCACACAGAAAACCGUAGACGGCCCCUCCGGUAAGCUGUGGAGGGACGGGCGCGGCGCCUCUCAGAACAUCAUCCCCGCCUCCACCGGGGCCGCCAAGGCCGUGGGCAAGGUCAUCCCCGACCUCAACGGCAAAAUCACCGGUAUGGCUUUCCGUGUCCCCACCCCCAACGUCUCCGUCGUUGAUCUGACUGUCCGUCUGGAGAAGCCCGCCAAGUACGACGACAUCAAGAAGGUGAUGAAGGCCGCUGCUGAGGGACCCAUGAAGGGAAUUCUGGGAUACACAGAGGACCAGGUUGUGUCCACAGACUUCAACGGCGACACUCGUUCCUCCAUCUUUGAUGCUGGCGCCGGCAUUGCACUGAAUGAGCACUUUGUUAAGCUGGUUUCAUGGUACGACAAUGAGUUUGCAUACAGCAGCCGUGUGUGUGACCUGGUCCUGCACAUGUUCUCCAAGGAGUAAAGUCCUGUCAGGAGUCACGACUCGUAGUUUCCUUCCCAUGAUUCCCUCAUGCUUCACCUAUGCAGUACCUGGAUGUUGUGUCACCUGCCCAAGGAGCAAACAUCUUCCUCAACAAACGUCUAGAUGAUAAUAUAAAUAAUAAUAUUCAUAGAUUUUUAUAUGAUAAAGUUGCCUCUGCUCUGUCCAGCAGUGAAGUCUGCACUAAGCAGUGUUUGUGGAGAGGAUUUUCCAUCACUGAACUGUAUUGUACUGAAUGGUCUUGUUGCACUUGACACGAUAAUAAAGUCCUCAGUUUGUGAAAGA
This is a messenger RNA of Notothenia coriiceps (black rockcod), 1428 nucleotides long. RefSeq names its product glyceraldehyde-3-phosphate dehydrogenase-like. Gene Ontology annotation, biological process: glycolytic process; glucose metabolic process. The record is from RefSeq and is a predicted model, not a curated record. NCBI's taxonomy places the organism in Eukaryota, Metazoa, Chordata, Actinopteri, Perciformes, Nototheniidae. The transcript is spliced from 12 exons. Bases 121 to 1125 code for a protein of 334 amino acids. Gene Ontology annotation, cellular component: cytosol. Gene Ontology annotation, molecular function: glyceraldehyde-3-phosphate dehydrogenase (NAD+) (phosphorylating) activity; NADP binding; NAD binding.